AUGGCGUCUCAUCUUCCAGAGGGGCUCUCGCCCGACUCGGUCGACACCCUCACUGAAUUGAUGUCCAUCGUUGUUAAACUACGCUCAGCUCAAGCGGCAGCUAGCGGGGGCAUGUCAACACCGGCACUUGGCAAUCUUGUCGGCUUGCCCAACAUUAGCGGAACCACAGGCGCCAUGUCUAUUGCUGGAGGGCCAAGCGGCGCGACACCUACCCUGGGUGCGAUGACCGGAUCCACGCCGUUGGCCGGCGGGAUCGGCGCCGCGGGAAGCGGGACCGGCAUGCUCAGCAUCAAGGGGCUGCCCGCCGCAACUGACAACCUGAAGCACAAGCUUCAGCGGGCGCGCGCCUUGGUUAAAACUCUGCCCGACGUAGGGCGGAGCAUUGCGCAGCAGGAGGCAGAGAUCAGCGAGCUUGAAGAGCGGAGGAGGAGACAGGUGGCUAUGCUCGCAAGGAUUAAGGAUGAGGGUCUACAGUUUGCGAGCGCCGAGCAGAGCACGAGGGAUGAGGGAGAGCGGAUGGUAGAGUAA
Messenger RNA from Lasiosphaeria miniovina, 528 nucleotides. Its product is annotated as RNA polymerase II transcription mediator complex subunit 9-domain-containing protein. The transcript has a single exon. The record is from RefSeq and is a predicted model, not a curated record. Gene Ontology annotation, cellular component: mediator complex. Gene Ontology annotation, biological process: regulation of transcription by RNA polymerase II. Gene Ontology annotation, molecular function: transcription coregulator activity. Lineage: Eukaryota; Fungi; Ascomycota; Sordariomycetes; Sordariales; Lasiosphaeriaceae. The coding region runs from base 1 to 528 and encodes 175 amino acids.